Echinococcus granulosus is the source of this 1029-nucleotide messenger RNA. RefSeq names its product Ester hydrolase. Gene Ontology annotation, cellular component: nucleus. Bases 1 to 1029 code for a protein of 342 amino acids. The transcript is spliced from 9 exons. The record is from RefSeq and is a predicted model, not a curated record. Gene Ontology annotation, molecular function: zinc ion binding; hydrolase activity, acting on ester bonds. Lineage: Eukaryota; Metazoa; Platyhelminthes; Cestoda; Cyclophyllidea; Taeniidae.
AUGACUAGGGCGGUUGUUUAUAACCUUUACUUCAGGAGCGGCAACGUUAACAGAUCUUUGACGAUCGCCGAAACCAGCCCUGUGGUUAUCGCGCCUAUGGAGUCGUUUAGUGCUUCAAAUCAUAAUGCUUAUGAUGUACAGGAGGAGGAAUUAGCAGAAGUUCUACGUGAGGGACUGAAAGAUUGCUUUAGAUCCGUUAAGGUUAAUGUUGUCCCUUGUCCGGAUCUUACAGCGUCCCCCUUUGGGCUUUUGCGUCCAGGUCUUGCCGGUAAAAGUGUUGUAUGCGACGUGGGCAGCAUGACCUACCUUCUUCCUGUUGCAAACACAUCUAAGAGAUACUCGUUUGGUCAAGUUAUUGAAUCGUCGGGAGUCUGUGGAGGUCAGCUGCUUGGCGCCGGUGGCGGCCCUUUUUUCACCCACGGCAAAAGUUGCGAGAUGGCUGCAAGUCUUCAAUUCGCGAAUGGCAAAAUUGCAUCUAAUUCCACUCUCCACGGUGUUUAUGAUGAGCAGACCGGAACCCCCCAGGUAAUCAACGCCACUGACAACAACUUUGGUCUCGUGGGUCAACUCCUCUCAUCCGAGGGUCUACCUGGAUCGGUGGUCGAAGUUGAUGUGGCGGGCAGACUGAAGGAGGGUUCUGUCUACGUAUUCUUGCGAGAGGUGCUCACAGCUGCCUACGGGAAGCUAGACAAGCCGGUUGCUCUUGGUGGAGUUUUUGUGCUCACCGACAGUAAAGCUCGUUUCCAUGUUCUUCCGAAUUUUCCCCCUUACCCCGUCGACACGCCGGCGAGGAGGGCAGAGUUCAUCAAGAUUUUUGAAAUGGAUCCCCCCGUCUUGGGUAUGGGAACUCUCGUAUCCCACGAUCCCUACGGAAUCGAUCUGAAAUUGGAGCACUUCCAUUGCUACAACGAGGCGAAAACUUUGGCUGGUCACUUUUAUUGGGAUACGGAUCCAGAAAAGGCACACUAUCGCUUAUACUUGACAGUGGCCAAGAGUUUGCUACGCAUUGACCCCAAGGAAAAGGCGUAA